AUGUAUUCGAGUGCACAUGAAGAGACAGAAAAAAAGGAAGAAUUAGGAAAAGAAUACUUUUCAGAAUACGAAAUCCCAAAAGAAGAGAGAAUUUCAAAGCUAAGACAGGUUCUUAAAGAUAAUGACCUGGAAGGGUGCAUUUUAUACAGAAGCGAUCCCCAUUUGAACGAGUACGUACACCCGCAUUACGAGCACAUUGCCUGGCUUACAGGAUUUACAGGCUCUAAUGCAACUCUUCUUGUUCUUCCAAACACUGUGUAUUUGUACACAGAUGCUCGCUAUUUUAUACAAGCAAAAAAGCAGCUAUCGAAUAAAGUGGAGCUUUCUCGGAUAGGAAUUGACCCUUCCAUAUCGGAGAGACUGCUUACCUGUAAUGCUGUGGUUGGAGUCAAUCCUCGGAAUAUAACACAAGCACAGUACAAUAGAAACUUUAAAACCCUGCACAAGCAUGCGGAUAUUGAGAUUAUAGAGUCUGAUCUGCUUGAAAGCCUAUGGACUUUGCGCCCAAAGAUUGAGUCAGGAAAUCUUGAGGUCAUGAAACACCAAGAGUCUGUUAAUGUAAAGCUACAGAAAAUUCGAAAAGAAAUGGAGAGCAAUAAGGAGAUGUAUUCUUUCAUGCCGCCUUUGGAUAUGAUAAUCAUUUCAGAUAUGGACGAGAUUGCCUGGGCCACGAAUUUAAGAGGAACUGACAUACCUAUGUCUAGGCUGUUUUACUCUUUUUUAAUUGUGACUGAUUCUACAGCGAUUCUUUUUACAGAUGCUAGUCUAACUAGUGAAAUUCCAAACAUUUUAGUAAUGCCAUACAGUGAAUUCGAUAACUAUAUCAAAGAAUUAAGUGGGCUGAGAAUUGGAGUGUCUACAAAUACAAACUAUCAUAUCGUGUGUUCGAUUGUUGAUGAUAACAAAGUAUGCGACUUCAAGGGAAUACUUAAUUUAAAGGCAAUUAAAACAGAAAAUGAGAUAAAUGGUUUUAAAGAAGCAAACAAAAGAGAUGCUAAGUAUCUGUGCAUGCUGUUUGGAGAGAUCAAAAAAAGACUAUCUGAUGGAGAGCAUGUAGGAGAGUUAGAAGCUGCUGAUAUGUUGCUAGAGUUAAAGUCUAGCGACUCGGAGUUUAUUGUUCCCAGCUUUGACACUAUUUCAGGCUAUGGAGAAAACGGAGCUUGUAUUCACUACUCUCCAGUUGACAAUACAACAAAGAUCGGUACUGAAAGCCUUUUUUUGAUUGACUGCGGCUCCCAGUAUACCAUGGGGACAACAGACAUAACCAGAACUGUCUGCUUUGGACAACCAACCGAGGAGCAAAGAAGAGAUUAUACCACACUUAUUAAAUCCCAUAUUGAUCUGGAAAACACACCUUUCCCAGAAAAAACAUCUCUUGGCGCUCUAUCCCCAAUAGUAAGAAAGCACGUCUGGAAGGAAGGCCUUGACUAUGGGCAUAGCACAGGUCAUGGUGUUGGCUUCGGUCUUAAUGUGCAUGAGGGCCCACAGACAAUGGACACUGCGUCACAGAUAAAAGCCGUUCCAGGCAUGAAUAUAACUAUUGAGCCAGGUAUAUACAAAGAAGGAAAAUAUGGAAUACGCCAUGAAAACCUAGGAAUAGUGAAAAAGUAUAACAAAAAGGCUGGAUUUUUGCGUAUACAAAAUAUUACGCCUGUGCCAUUGCACAUGGACUUAAUCAACCCCGAGCUUCUCACAGCAGAUGAGAUAGAUUAUAUCAAUGCGCAGUCUAUAUGGAUUAAAGAAAUGCUAGAGCCAGAGCUACUUGAUCACAAGGAAGGUCUUGCAUGGCUUUCUGAUAACACGCGCAAGAUAAGCAAGAAACAGAACUAA
Messenger RNA from Nematocida ausubeli, 1830 nucleotides. RefSeq lists its product as uncharacterized. The transcript has a single exon. Lineage: Eukaryota; Fungi; Microsporidia. The record is from RefSeq and is a predicted model, not a curated record. Bases 1 to 1830 code for a protein of 609 amino acids.